AUGACGCCCAAACCGGAGGAAAGCAUCCCUGUCGUCCACGUGGGCGACGAACGGGAACUUGGCGAACCGGGACUAAACAACAGCACCAGUUUGAGCAAUCUCAGCGCCAACCUAAAGCUAAACGCGUUCAUCAACAAUGGUUUCGUGACCGAUUGUGCCCAGGCGGAAAAGUUGGCCGCAAUGGAGCAGCACCACGAAACGAAAAACACCAACCAGCAUGGCGUCCUGAUGACCACCAACGGUAGUGCGGCAACAGUGGCCGAAAAACCGGUGGUAGACUUUGACGAUCUGCUACCGCACGUGGGCGAGUUCGGACGUUACCAGAAGAUACUGUUCCUGCUGAUGAUACCGUUCGCGUUUUUCGUGGCGUUCGUGUACUUUUCGCAGAUAUUCAUCACCCUCGUGCCGGAGGAGCAUUGGUGUUACGUGCCGGAACUGCAACACCUGUCCGUGGAGGAAAGGCGUGCAUUAGCCAUUCCCGUCGAUGAAUCGUUUGGAGCACACCUGGACGCGGGUGGCAUCGGCGAUGGGAGCUUACCGACCAGCUACAGCAAGUGCACGAUGUAUGCCGUUAACUUCACGGAGGUGCUCGCCAACAACAUACGCAAGCCGGAUCCAUCCUGGCCAACGCAACCCUGCCGACACGGUUGGGAGUACAACUUUACGGACGUACCGUACCAAACGGCAGCAACUGAUUUCGAAUGGGUCUGCGACCAUGCGUAUCUUCCAACGUUGGCCCAGUCUAUCUUCUUCCUGGGUGCGAUCGUCGGUGGUCUGUUGUUUGGUUGGAUUGCCGAUCGAUACGGACGCAUUCCCGCACUCGCUGGUUGCAAUAUCGUCGGUUUUGCGGCCGGUGUCGCUACGGCAUUCGUAGGCAACUUCUGGCAAUUUAGCUUGUGCCGGUUUCUGGUCGGGUUUGCCUUCGAUAACUGCUUCACCAUGAUGUACAUCUUAGUUUUGGAAUACGUUGGCCCAAAAUGGCGCACCUUUGUCGCAAACAUGUCGAUCGCGCUGUUUUUCACCACCGCGUCCUGCGCAUUGCCCUGGAUUGCGUACUAUCUGGCGGAUUGGAAAACGUUCGCCAUUGUCACAUCAGCACCGCUAGCUUUGGCCAUCCUUACCCCACUGUUGGUACCGGAAUCGGCAAGAUGGCUCGUUUCGCAGGGUAAGAUUGACAAAGCCAUCGGAAUCCUUAAGAAGUUCGAAACGAUCAACAAGAAGACGAUCGAUGCCAAGGUGUAUCAGGAAUUCAGUGACAGCUGCGUGAGGCUUCAGGAGGAAGAGGCUGCGAAUAGCAACUACUCUGUACUGGAUCUGUUCAAGACGCCACGCCUGCGCAACAUCACCAUCCUGCUGAUCGUCAUCUGGAUGGCCAUUUCGCUCGUCUUCGAUGGUCACGUGCGAAACGUGGGCUCGCUGGGGCUGGAUCUCUUCUUCACCUUUACGGUUGCUGCCGCCACGGAGCUGCCGGCCGAUACCUUCCUCACUCUGACGCUGGAUCGUUGGGGACGGCGAUGGUUAGCCUGCGGAACGAUGGUUGCCAGUGGACUGUUCAGUCUGUUCGCCACCAUGGUACCGAUGGGUGCCUACUCAGCAACAUUGGCAAUUUUGGGACGUUUCAGCGUGAACAUUUCGUACAACAUUGGUUUGCAGUACGCGGCCGAGCUGCUUCCCACGGUCGUCCGGGCACAGGGUGUCGCGUUCAUCCACAUCAUGGGAUACGUGGCGAGCAUUGUGGCACCGUUCGUCGUUUAUCUGGCCAACAUCUCGCCCUCCCUGCCACUGAUCGUGCUGGGCAUUUUGGGUAUCAUCGGGGGAUUGCUGUCCCUGCUGCUGCCUGAAACACUUGGACACGACCUGCCGCAAACGCUUGCCGAUGGUGAAGAUUUCGGACGAGGGCAAAAGAUUUGGGACUUCCCCUGCCUAACGAAGAAAGUGGACGACGUUGAUACCUGUGAUGAUCUGCCCGUAGAGCGGUUUACCCGUGCCACAUCCAAGACCUCAAUCGGUGCUUCCCUUCGGGCUUCGACCCGUGGAGAACUUCGGUCGAGUAUGCUCAACCGUUCGAUACGAUCGCGCGUAUCGGUCCGCUCGCUAGCACAAUGCAAGGAGGAACAGAUGUCAGGCGGUGUGUAG
Molecule: messenger RNA, 2136 nt
Organism: Anopheles marshallii
Lineage: Eukaryota; Metazoa; Arthropoda; Insecta; Diptera; Culicidae
Product: organic cation transporter protein
Exons: 7
Coding region: 1-2136 (711 amino acids)
Biological process (GO): transmembrane transport
Cellular component (GO): membrane
Molecular function (GO): transmembrane transporter activity
Source: RefSeq, a predicted model, not a curated record